AUGGAGGUUGCAAUGGUAAGCGCAGAAAGCUCUGGGUGCAACAACCACAUGCCGUAUGGGUACGCCGCCCAGGCAAGAGCCAGAGAAAGAGAACGACUGGCACAGUCCAGGGCGGCAGCAGCAGCUGCUGUGGCAGCCGCGACAGCAGCUGUAGAAACAGGGACUUCUGGAGGAGGAGGACCUUAUCAUCACUAUCACCAAGAACAGGGUCGUGGGGCUUCUUCCGCUUCCAGUGGCAACAAUGCAACACACAGUGAACAUCACCAGAGCAGCAGCAGAAGAAAGCAAAGGUGGAAAAAGAGUCAUUAUCUUGGCAGCAGAGAGUUUGGUGCCUCCUUCCCUUGCUCUGAGUUGCUGCCCCUCAGUGGUUCCGAGGAGAAGAUCCUGAAGGACUUGAGUGAGGAGGAUGAGGAAGAAGAUGAAGAUGGAGAGGAUGAAGAAGAUGAGGAAGAAGGAAAAGUCUGCAACAGUGAUGAAGGUGGUGAAGAUGACUUUUCCUAUUCAGACCAGCCUCCUGACGAUGGGGCUGGGCCUGGGGUCUACGCAUCAGUUCGCUACAGUGAGUAUGAGUGCUGUGAAAGAGUUGUAAUCAAUGUCUCAGGCCUACGAUUUGAAACCCAGCUGAAGACCUUGGCUCAGUUCCCUGAGACAUUGCUGGGUGAUCCAGCAAAGCGGGGCAGGUUUUUUGACCCACUCCGGAAUGAGUAUUUCUUUGAUAGGAACCGGCCCAGCUUUGAUGCAAUUCUUUACUAUUACCAGUCUGGUGGGAGGCUGAAAAGGCCUGUAAACGUGCCCUUUGAUAUCUUCUGUGAGGAAGUGAAAUUCUAUGAACUUGGAGAGGAGGCCAUGCUCAAGUUCAGGGAAGAUGAAGGUUUUGUAAAGGAAGAAGAUGACAAAGUGUUGCCUGAAAAUGAAUUUAAGAAGCAGAUAUGGCUGCUUUUUGAGUACCCCGAGAGCUCCAGCCCGGCCCGAGUCAUUGCCAUUGUCUCGGUUUUGGUCAUUUUAAUAUCCAUUGUAAUUUUCUGUCUGGAGACCCUGCCAGAAUUCAGAGACGAAAAAGAGCUCAUUUUGAACCUAAACCUGGAGAAUGUUAAUGAGACACAACAGCUGCAAGGUGGGGGGCACACUAUAUUUAAUGAUCCCUUUUUCAUUGUGGAAACUGUUUGCAUCAUCUGGUUCUCUUUUGAGUUUACAGUGCGCUGUUUUGCUUGUCCCAGCAAAGCAGCCUUCUUCAAGAAUAUCAUGAACAUCAUAGACAUUGUCUCCAUUUUGCCUUACUUCAUCACCCUGGGCACAGACUUGGCCCAGCAACAGGGCAGCAAUGGUCAACAGGCCAUGUCUUUUGCUAUCCUGAGGAUCAUCCGUCUCGUCAGGGUGUUUCGCAUCUUCAAGCUCUCCAGACACUCUAAGGGUUUGCAGAUCCUGGGCCACACGCUUAGGGCCAGCAUGAGGGAACUUGGGCUCUUGAUCUUCUUCCUUUUUAUUGGAGUCAUUUUAUUUUCCAGUGCUGUUUAUUUUGCGGAAGCUGACGAUUCCACCACCCAUUUUUCAAGCAUCCCAGAUGCCUUUUGGUGGGCUGUUGUGACCAUGACUACUGUUGGUUAUGGGGACAUGAAACCUGUAACAGUGGGUGGUAAAAUAGUUGGGUCCCUGUGUGCCAUUGCAGGUGUGUUGACCAUUGCUUUACCAGUGCCAGUGAUUGUCUCCAACUUUAACUAUUUUUAUCACAGAGAGACUGAAAAUGAUGAACAGACCCAGCUGACACAAAAUGCUGUCAGUUGUCCGUACCUUCCGACAAUACUCAAGAAAUUCCGAAGUUCAUCAUCUUCUUCCACAGAGGACAAAUCAGAGUAUUUGGAGAUGGAAGAAGGGGUUAAAGAGUCUCUUUGUGUAAAGGAGAAAAAAUGUCAGGUCACAGGAAAUGGCAAUGAGACAGCAAAACAGAACUGUAUAAAUGCAAAAUCUGUGGAAACAGACGUUUAA
Gekko japonicus is the source of this 1983-nucleotide messenger RNA. RefSeq names its product potassium channel, voltage gated shaker related subfamily A, member 4 (gene KCNA4). Gene Ontology annotation, molecular function: protein binding; delayed rectifier potassium channel activity; potassium ion binding. Lineage: Eukaryota; Metazoa; Chordata; Lepidosauria; Squamata; Gekkonidae. The record is from RefSeq and is a predicted model, not a curated record. Gene Ontology annotation, biological process: protein homooligomerization; potassium ion transmembrane transport. Bases 1 to 1983 code for a protein of 660 amino acids. The transcript has a single exon. Gene Ontology annotation, cellular component: membrane; voltage-gated potassium channel complex.